UUGCCAUUGCAGAUAGCACGAACCAGGAUUGUGUCUUGAACUGACGACGUUGUGUCAUCCAUCUGUGGAUGAGAGUACGCAAGGUGAUGGAAAGUAUUCAUGGAUCCAUCAAUGUUAAGAACAGCUCGUUCCCAUGUGUCCAAUGUAUGCCUGCCAUAGCCCCCCACUCAGAUUUCUUCAAGAUCAAGUCCAUUCAUACCCUGCUCAUCAAGACUUGCCACAAUAUUUUCAAGACUCAUGCCCCCAUUCACACGGUACAUCGAAUCAUCGAGUGCAUUCCAGAAGAAGAAACUCUGAUCGCCCACCUCCAUCAAGUAGAGGGCCUCGCCCGUGUAAGAGCAACUGCCGUAAAGAGGCUUGACAUUGCCAUAUAA
Fusarium graminearum PH-1 is the source of this 374-nucleotide messenger RNA. RefSeq lists its product as uncharacterized. The coding region runs from base 147 to 374 and encodes 75 amino acids. The transcript has a single exon. Lineage: Eukaryota; Fungi; Ascomycota; Sordariomycetes; Hypocreales; Nectriaceae. The record is from RefSeq and is a predicted model, not a curated record.